Messenger RNA from Andrographis paniculata, 1930 nucleotides. RefSeq names its product stemmadenine O-acetyltransferase. Lineage: Eukaryota; Viridiplantae; Streptophyta; Magnoliopsida; Lamiales; Acanthaceae. Bases 373 to 1716 code for a protein of 447 amino acids. The record is from RefSeq and is a predicted model, not a curated record. The transcript has a single exon.
AUAUAUAUAUAUAAUGCAUGUUAUCAUCAUUUCUAUAUAUCAAGGUAUAUGACCGUCAUGUGGCACGUGACGUAGGCAUGCAAUAUGCACUAGCUAGUUCCGGCUAGCUUCCCAUUGAAUUCCUUGCAUUAAUUGGAUCAUUUCCCGCCCGCUACCUAAUACCAGCACAGCUCGAUCAUCUCGUCACCGCGAUGCAUGCUUCUCCUCCUGCCAUUCCAUGCCCAACUACACACGCACACACAUCUAUAUCUAUACCUAUAUAUAUAUCCCCCCAGCCCUCAUCCCUUAAUUAUAAGUAGCUGCUUCUGAGGGCUAAGGAUCGAUCGAUCGAAACGAGUUAAUUAAUUAAGGAGAAGGAUAGGACAGGAUAGGAUGGAGAUCGAAAUCCAAAUACUCGGCAAGGAGAGAGUCAAGCCUCUCCUCUCCUCUUCAACCCCAAAGCCACCGCACCAGUACCAGCUUUCAUUCCUCGACCAAAUCGCCCCUCCCGUUCUCAUGCCCUUGGUUUACUUUUACCCCCCGACCCCUACCGCCGUCCCCGAUGGACAAAAAUCUGCUGACAAGUUCGAUCGCCUCAAGAAGUCGUUAUCGGAAGCGCUGUCCAUAUUCUACCCCCUGGCGGGCCGCCUGGUGGAUGACAAGUACGUCGACUGCACCGACGACCAAGGCGUGCCCUUUGUGGAGGCCCAAGCCAACUGUGAUCUCUCGCACUUGGUGACCAAUCUCAUUCCGGCGAACAUGAACAAGCUUCUCCCCUACGCAUUGGACGACGUCCAAAACCUUGGCAUGGCGAUGGCGGCUCAGGUUACCAAUCUCCAGUGCGGCGGGAUGGCGGUUGCAGUGAUGGUAUCUCACAAGAUUGCCGACGCAGUGUCCUUCCUCCGGUUCGCCAACACCUGGGCGGCCCUGUCGUCGCGCAGCAAAGGCCAAGGCCGGUCGCUGCCGUGCGACGACGUGGCGAAUAUGCCCCGCCCCAAGUUCCAGGCGGCCGAGCUCUUCCCCCCUCGGGACGUUGCGGGGUUCAACGCGGGCGUGGGGAUCGUCAGAGGAGAAGACCAGCAGCUCGUGGCCAAGGUCUUCACAUUCCCGCGCGACAGAAUCUCUGCUCUCCGUGAUCGCUACUCCUCGUCCGGUUCUUCGGGCGGGGGGGUCCCGACUCGGGUGGAGGCGCUCUCAGCUCUUAUCUGGACCCGGUUCGUGUCCGCCACGGGGAUGAAGCACGACCCCACAAAGAUAUACACGGUGGUCUACGCGGUGAACCUGCGCAACAGGACUGAGCCGCCGCUGUCGGAGGACCACUUCGGGAACAUCAGCCGGAUCGCCAUGGCGAUGCCCAGGGUGGAGGAUGGCGGGGCGGAGCUCCUGAAGAAAGUCGGGGAGGCGAUACGCGGGGUGAAUGGGGACUACGUGGCGAUGCUCCAGGAAGGGGAGAGGCAUCUGGAUUUGAUGAAGGAGAGGAUGACGCAGGCGUACAGCGGUGAGCUUGUGGCCUUCAGCUUCACGAGCUUGUGCAGGUUCCCCCUCUACGAUGCGGAUUUCGGGUGGGGCAAGCCGGUGCGGGUGGCGUCGGCGCCCUGGAUCUACAGGAACCUGGUGGUCUUCAUGGACACGCCCGCCGGUGACGGAGGGGUGGAAGCCUGGAUCAAUUUGACCAAGGAGGACAUGGACAAGUUCGAAGCCGAUUCAGAGCUGCGGGACUUCAUUUCCUGCACCUAAUUAAAUUCAUCUUUAGAGAUAUAUAUAUAUAUAUAUAUUAAGUUCUAAUAAGGCGUGGGUGGCCUGCAGGGCCCUGGCUGGCUGGCUGGCUGGCUCGUGUAAGUAGUACUACCUCUUUGCGGGGCGUACCCAAUAAGUCACUCACCCAAUCGAACGAAUGAAUAAUUCUGCGUGUAUAUGCCUAUUGGCUAUUUUGCACAUAUAAUAAAACAAU